Molecule: messenger RNA, 453 nt
Organism: Sphaerulina musiva SO2202
Lineage: Eukaryota; Fungi; Ascomycota; Dothideomycetes; Mycosphaerellales; Mycosphaerellaceae
Exons: 2
Coding region: 1-453 (150 amino acids)
Source: RefSeq, a predicted model, not a curated record
AUGCCGAAACGCAAGAGCAAUGCCCCAGAGGCACUAGCAAACAAGCGCGCAAAGCUCGGCGCAGCCUCGAAGUCACUCGAGGAGUACUCCCUCAAGCUAAACACUUUACGAGACCGAGAGCGUACUGCCGCUAUAGACGAAGAAAAGAGGGCACAGGAUCGAUACCGCAAAGCGCGUAACGAAUCCUUCGCGCGAUUCAAAAAGGUACAAAUUAAGGAGUAUACGAGUUUCGAAAGCCUCGCCAAAGAUGAGCAACAGGAACUUAUCGAGGGCUGGAGAAAGAUACAUACAAAGGAGUAUAAUCAAAAAGCUACAAAGAAGCAGACUGGAAAGAGUAUAACACUUCCUCCCGAUGAGCAGGCAAAGAUUGAUAAAGCCGACUGGUUUCUCGAACUCGGCGAUAUCGACUCUAAGGAACGAUUGACAUUCCAGAAAGAAGACCAGAUUGAGUAG